Molecule: messenger RNA, 1380 nt
Organism: Spea bombifrons (plains spadefoot toad)
Lineage: Eukaryota; Metazoa; Chordata; Amphibia; Anura; Pelobatidae
Gene: REN
Product: renin
Exons: 9
Coding region: 47-1264 (405 amino acids)
Biological process (GO): angiotensin maturation
Molecular function (GO): aspartic-type endopeptidase activity
Source: RefSeq, a predicted model, not a curated record
GCUGGGAAAGUCAGUGGCUUCCAGACUUGUCUCGAUCGAUCCUAACAUGCAACAUCUACUUUUACUCUGCUUUUUCAUUCUAUCUUGUGAUGGCAUUAGGAGGAUACCACUUAAGAGAAUGCCUUCAAUCCGAGAGACUCUCAGAGACAUGAGGGUGAAAUUAACUGAUGUUUUCCCCGAAUUGAUGUUGAAGGAGUCUGGAUAUGAAACUCCCAAUAAUGGGACUGCCCCAACAGUGUUAACCAACUACCUGGAUACCCAGUAUUUUGGAGAGAUCAGCAUUGGGUCUCCUCCACAGACAUUCAAAGUGGUAUUUGAUACAGGAUCUGCAAACUUAUGGAUUCCAUCACGUAGUUGCUCUCCACUCUACAGUGCUUGUGUGUCACACAGCCAAUAUGAUUCUUCUAAAUCACAAACCUACAUCAAGAAUGGAACAGGAUUCUCCAUACAGUAUGGAUCUGGAGGAGUGAAAGGAUUUCUGAGCCAGGACCUUGUUGUUGUUGCUGGUAUUCCAGUCAUUCAGGUUUUUGCAGAAGCCACAGCACUUCCUGCCCUGCCCUUUAUUUUUGCACGCUUCGAUGGGGUAUUGGGUAUGGGCUUCCCAAACCAAGCUAUCGAUGGCAUUACCCCAGUCUUUGACCGAAUCCUGUCUGAGGGAGUCCUGCAAGAGGAUGUCUUCUCUGUGUAUUACAACCGGGAUAUCCACUUGAAGAAAGGAGGGGAGAUCAUACUGGGUGGUUCCGAUCCCAACUACUACACAGGAAGCUUCCAGUACCUCAGUCUCAAGAAAAAAGGAUAUUGGCAAAUCAAUAUGAAAGGGGUAUCUGUUGGGGCAGAGAUCCUAUUCUGCAAGGAAGGCUGCUCAGCAGCAAUAGACACAGGAGCAUCUUACAUUACAGGCCCAGCGGCCUCAGUCUCUGUACUCAUGAAAGCUAUUGGGGCCACAGAGUUAGCAGAAGGACAGUAUAUUGUGGACUGUGAUAAAAUUUCUAAACUCCCUGACAUCUCAUUUCAUAUGGGAGGUAAUAAGUACACACUUAAAGGACAAGCAUAUGUGUUGCAGCAGUCACAGUUUGGAGAAGAGGUAUGUUCUGUAACAUUCACUGCCCUGGAUAUUCCCCCUCCAACGGGACCCAUUUGGAUCCUUGGGGCCACAUUUAUAGGCCAGUAUUAUACUGAAUUUGACCGACGCAACAAUCGCAUUGGAUUUGCUACAUCACGAAGCGUGGAAGAAAAAGAAGCUGUUCACUUUGUUGGCACAUAGAGACACUAUAAAGUUUUUGGAAACCUGACCAUUACAUCAACAAGAACUUUGAUGAAAUUGUAUCUACAAUACAUAGACAUUAAUAUGACGUUGGUCCCCCCUUUGCAGCUAGAACA